UUGUUUUCUAGUUUCCCCAAACGUAUUCCCCCACUUUCGCCGUUUUCAACGCUCUCGACAAACCAUAGAUUUAUUUUCUUUUCUCUCCUGAUUCCUCGAUUUGCAUAGCUUAGUUAUGCGAUUCUUUAGAAGGAUAGCGGGGUUUUUGGGGUUCGCCAGAGACGAUGCUCACGAAGUAAAAGACCAAGAAAACGACCAUCAAAGCGAUAAUGAAACAACCGGUAACCGUCCCGUUUUUCAAGAAACCGGCCUUCCUCGGAGGGGUUUUAGCGUCCCUAUUCAAGUCGCCGUCGAUCGUUCCCAGCCCGGUCCCGUCAUUCUCCCCUCCGCUUCCGGUGACGGCGGCGUCCAGGGUUUGAAAUGGUAUGCAAAGCAGCAAAGGAUCGACGAAGAUGGAGAUGUAGCAGAUGAGUUCCUUGAUGAAGUCUUACAAGAAACAUCAGGUGCAGCUAGUGAAGAAAAUGAGCAGAAGCCAUACCCGAAGUUCGAAGUGAACUACAGUACAAGAAGAGCUAAGGUGAAGACUCAGGUGAUGUCCCAUGAUGGUAAAAUCCAGCAGUGUGUGGAGUACCAGGGAAGACUGAAAUGGGUAUGAUUCUUGGGUCUAGAAAAACCUGUCAUCAUUUUUUAAAAUAGAUUCUUCCUUUUUCAUUGUUCUAACUUCUGCUAAUAACCUGCAUUUGACUGUAUCAGUAUCACAUGUAG
Hibiscus syriacus is the source of this 705-nucleotide messenger RNA. RefSeq lists its product as uncharacterized. Bases 116 to 595 code for a protein of 159 amino acids. The transcript has 3 exons. The record is from RefSeq and is a predicted model, not a curated record. Lineage: Eukaryota; Viridiplantae; Streptophyta; Magnoliopsida; Malvales; Malvaceae.